UUCCCUCCCACUUCACUGGGCCGCGAGGAAGUCGCAAGAUGGCUGAUGUCGCUUGGAAGUAAUGUUCCCCUCUGCAACAUGAAGCCGUGAGUGUGGAAGAAAGCGAGGGAGGCACCAUCGGGCUUUUAUUUUUAUUUUGUUUUAGUUACUUUUCUUUUGUCAAACAUCCAUCUCAUUCCGCGUCGUUUCCGCCCCGGACUUGUCUUCGGGAGUUGACGCGUCAAAUCACGCCGGGGACACUGCCAGCAGCUAACAGCUAGCCGCAGUUAGCAAACGUUAUUACAGCUAGCCAGUCAGACAGGGACAUAGCUUGUUAGUUUGUUUUGAUUGAUAGUCGGAAAACCCGCGAGCUAACGAGCUAAUGCGCGGAUUUCUGCCUGUAAAAUUGUUAAGCUGUCACACAAAUUAACGAUUUUGCAAGCUGCUCGCUUAAACAUGUCCGCAAACUGGCCAUCCAGCCUGGGGUUUGCUAACGUUAACUAAUGCGCAGUAUUGCAUCCGUUUCAUGUGCACAAGUCGACAGGAAAAUUAUUUUAUUGGCAUUUUUUAUCUAAAUCCACCUCCUUGCUGCAUAUCCGUUAUUUGCUGCCAACGACUUGUUUGGAGCCGGUUAUGCUAAUAGCCAAAUUAUGGGAGCAGGAAAUGUGUUGAACUUUUUCUGGUUGUAGGUAGCUACACUGGCCUUGCUGGCAUCUCACCAAAAAUCCACAGGGAUGGACACUAAACCGAGCACCCACGCACAAAACUGAGAAAUAGUAAUUUAUAUAGUACAAUAACGAUUGCUGACAUACGUGUACACGAGUGCACGGUGGAUCAUUUCCCGUGUCUGGGUGACAGAUUGUUCGGCAGGGUUAACUAAAGUACAGUUAGUCACCUCAUCGGAGACCAGUUAGCUUGCCUAAAGUGCACAGCUAGCUACGGUCUCGCCCCACAUCACGUUACAAACACGGCGUACAGAACGUAUUCAGAGCCCGCUCCCGGCCAGACGCAUAGGCUCAACAACACCGUCAUGGGAGUGCAGGGUUUUCAAGAGUAUUUAGAGAAGCGGUGUCCCGGUGCCGCAGUCCCGGUGGACCUCCUAAAGCUUGCCCGCACCGCGGCCCGCCAGCCCCCUCACCACCACCAUCCACACCACCACCACCCACAUCACCCCGGGCCCUUGCCUCCCCCGCCCCCGCCUGCCAGGAUCCUAAUCGACGCCGACUCCGGCCUGCAACGCCUCUACGGCGGCUACCAGACGGACUGGGUGUGCGGGGGCGAGUGGAACGCCAUGCUGGGCUACCUGGCCGCCCUGUCGCAGGCCUGCCUGUACCAGGGCGGCCUGGAGCUGGUCGUGGUUUUCAACGGCACCCUGGGGAAGGAGCGCUGGCCCGAGUGGGCGCGGCGAGCUCAGGGCCAGCGACAGACCGCGCAGCUGAUAGUCAACCACGUCGGCAGCAAGGCCACCCCGCCUCCCCGGGCAUGGUUCCUGCCCCCGGCCUGCCUCAGCCACUGCGUCCGCCUGGCCAUGUUUCGCUUCCGAGUGCGGGUCGUACAGACUUUGGAGGACCACCACCAAGAAGUGCUGUCUCUCUACCGGGACUUUGGAUUUGCCGGCCUGAUUGCUCAGGAUUCCGAGUUUGCCCUUUGCAACGUGCCCGCCUACUUCUCAUCGCACGCUCUCAAACUUAGCUGGAACGGCAAGAACCUGACCACACACCAGUACCUGCUGUCUGAGGCCGCCAGGCAGCUCGGGCUGAAGACACAGCACCUGCCCUGCUUCGCUGCUCUGCUGGGAAAUCAUAUUCUGCCUGAUGAGGACCUGGCUGCCUUCCACUGGAGUCUGCUGGGACCAGAACACCCACUAGCCUCUCUCAAGGUGCGAGCUCACCAGUUGGUGCUGCCGCCCUGUGAGGUGGUGAUCAAGGCUGUCUCAGAGUAUGUUUCCUCCAUCAAAGACCUUGGAAACCUUGACGCCAUCGCCAGAGAUGUCUUCAAACAAUCACAGUCUCGUAUGGAGGACAAAGUGGAGCGAUUCAAGAAAGCUGUGGAUUAUUUCUCAGCUGCCUCCAAACCUCGCUCGCCCAACAUGGGACCCUCUUCGUUCAUCUUGCCUGGCUUUGGAUUUGGGGGACCACCUGGCCCCAUGGGACCUAUGCAGCCUGGAAAGAAUCAGUUCCCACCUCCCCAGGUUCUGGGAUUAAAGCCACCUUAUCAGAAUGCUCCAUAUGGACCUGGCUCCACCCCUCUAUUCCAGAACCCUCCGCCGCAAUCACAAGACUGCAAUGAUUCAAUGGCGGGAAAGAUGGGCUUCUCUGAUUGGUCGGCUCCGUAUGAUUCCACUCAGGUGGGAAAUCGAUUACCCAAUCAUCACACCACCACCCAGUCGGUUCCUUCUCCGUCUCCUUCAUCGUCAUCAGAUGGAGAUGAGCCCAACGACAGCAACGCAAACCAUUUGACGGACAAGCCCUCUCGGUGGGAAGAUCCUGCUGGAAGGGUGGGCUUGGCCUCUGGAGACGGUUCCCAAGGCAACGGGAGCGGAUCACACAUUCCGUCACUGCUGUCUAUGGCGACGCGCAGUCACAUGGACAUAACCACACCCCCUCUGCCUCAGGUCAGUGCUGAGGUUCUUCGAGUAGCUGAGCACAGACACCGAAGAGGACUAAUGUAUCCCCAGAUUUACCACAUUUUGACCAAGGGAGAGAUGAAGAUGCCAGUUUGUAUAGAGGACGAGUGUAACUCUGAGCUGCCUCCUGCCUCUAUGCUGUUCCGUGCCGGCAGACAGUAUGCCUAUGGGGUCCUCUUCAGCCUGGCUGAAACACAUCGCCGCCUGGAAAGGCUUGCUCUCCGGAAGAGGGCUCCCCUGGAAGUUCCUCCAGUGAUUGUCAAGGAGUGGAGCAGCGGUAAAGCCAAGUCGGCCCUGACUCCCGAGCUGGUCCCGGCCCUGUGUUUCCGGGAGUGGACAUGCCCCAACCUGCGGCGGCUGUGGUUGGGUCGUGCCAGUGAGGACCGCUCCAGGAGAACCAGGGCUUUCCUGGCCUGCCUACGCUCCGACUGCCCGGCUCUCCUCAACCCAGCGCAGGUCCCACAGCAUCUGCUGCUCAUGUGCUGUGUGCUCAGGUAUAUGAUGCAGUGGCCUGGAGGAAGGAUUCUCCAGAGACAUGAGCUGGAUGCCUUUCUGGCUCAGGCGGUUUCCAGCCAACUCUAUGAACCCGACCAGCUACAGGAGCUCAAAGUGGAGAAGGUGGAUUCCCGUGGCGUGCAGCUGGCUUCUCUUUUUAUGGCCGGCGUAGACACAGCACUCUUCAUCAACGACGUGUGUGGUCAGCCGUUGCCAUGGGAACACUGCUGCCCCUGGGGCUUCUUUGACGGCAAACUGUUUCAGAACAAACUGUCCCGGGCCGCUCGCGACCGGUCCGCCCUGCUUGAUAUGUGCGAGGGUCAGGAAGAGCUGGUGUCUAAGGUGGAGAAGAUGCGUCAGGCAAUCCUCGAGGGCAUCAACCUGUCCCGCCCUCCUCCUCCUCCUCCUCUUCCACCUCCUGCCUUCCUUCCGCCAGCCAUGGUGCCCCCUUUCUACCCCAUGCCUCCCCUGUACCCUCCCCGCCCAAUGGGCAUGCCUCAUCACCAUCAUCCACAUCACCCUUCGCAACACAGACCCAGAGCCUUCCCAGGCCUUCAGUCAAUCCCCCCUCAGGGAGGGAAACUGGAGAUAGCUGGCAUGGUGGUCGGCCAGUGGGCGGGGAACAAACCAGUCCGUGGACGAGGAGGUUUCAACAUGCAGGUGGUGUCUGUCGGAGCAGGGAGAGGGAGGGGCAAAGAGAUUCCAGCUAAAGUAAGACCAGUGAAAAAGGCACCGACCAACAGAUCACAGACGUCGCCACCCCCCCCAUCCAGCAGUCCUCCAAAGCCCUCAGAGGAGGCGGCCUCCAUGCCGGAGGUUGCAUCCCAGCAGCUGAACGGCGGCUCAGAGGCCUCCGACAUCGGCCAGCCCUUGGAUCUGGCCGCCCUGGCCCAGCCAAUCCCGUGUGCCUUAGCCAGCAGAGACAUCCAAUCAGAGGGGGUGGAGGUGGAGGCCCUCUGUUGCCUUGACGACUGUCCGUCAGAUGGAGCGCUACAGAAGGAGGAGUGAUGGGAGCCUCCCCCCGGGAUGCACUGCUCUGAGAGAGUCCUCUGUGUUUGACUGCCUUCCCCUGUUUUUGUAGCCCCGCCUGCGAGCUGUGCACGUUAUCACCUGGAGCAGGAGGCGAGGCUCCUCCUCACGCUCCCUGCUGCUCCAAGUGAUUAAGCAGCUAGCUGUUGCUUCCUUUUUAGUUUUCUCAUGUGGUUUUACAUUGAUUUAUGAAGAGAGGCUUAUCUCCAUGAGUCUGUAAGCGCCCCCGCACCCUCCUCAACCCUUCCCCCGGCCAUCCCCCGCACUCAAAAGUAAAAUAGGCUCCGAGCUCCACCCGCAUUACGACCCAACACUUAAAAGAGCCCCCGCCCCCCUCACCAUCGCAUCGUAACAGUAUCUGUCAAGGUAAAACGUUUUAUUUUGUGUUAUUAAUGGUCCCAUUGUUUGAAUCUCGGCACAUAGAUGUUAAGCUUACAGCUUCGGUGACAGAUGGGGUGUGGUUUCCAUUGUCCGCCUGGUUGCCAUGGUUGGUAGCUGUGUGUUUAUGUGGCCUGUUGCCAUAGCCGUCUCGUGUGAGGUUUGUCUUCAGAUUCAGAGAGAGAUGUUCCAAGUUUGAGUCUGGUUAAUGCGAGUAAGAUUUAAACAAAGUAAUACCAUUAUUCUGUGCAGUGACCCCAAUACCCCCCCUUCUCCCUGUAGUCUAGUAUCACUGCUAAACACAAAAUGUAAGUUCAUUUAGUAGUAAAAUACGCCUUUAUUGAUUAAUUGGUUAUUUAUCACAGGAGCACUUCUGCACCAACAUGCUAUUAGUGUGCUAUCUUAUUUUGACCAAUGUAGCAUAGCCUAGAGCUUAGCUGUAACCCCAUGCAUUUAUGCACCUUAAACCCUAAAUUAUGCAAGAUUAUUUCCCUGCUCCUCUGACAAAAAGUAAAUUAUUAUAUUAUCUCCCCCCCCCCUGUUGUCCCUUUUCCCAAAGCUUUGAUUGUAUUGCCCCAACAGAAGCACUUAAUGUUGUAUUUAAAUAUAAUGAAUUUGAACUAUCCCCUACAUAUAGAUGCAUCGACAGUCUGAGCGGGGUGUCCGCCUACAUGUAGAACUACAUUUAAAGGUAGAGAUCUAUUUGAGAGACGUCAGAAUGUGAACUGAGUGGUUUCAGACAAAGAUGCACUUUGUUUAAAAAAAGUUAAACCACACUGGACAGUCUUCUACCAGGUGAUAAAAAAAUGAAAUACACUCUUGAAGCACCUUCUGGAGUUAAGGCCAAAAAGGAAAAUGAUAAUACUUCCCAGCAAAAGAUGGAUAUGAAUGGGGAGAAUUUUGGGUGCAAGGCAGUGUCCCCCCCUCCCCCAGACUGGUCUCACACGACCUGUCCAGUCAUGACCUUUGCAAUGAAGCUUAAAGGACCCGUGAUUCUCCACACCAAGAAUUCUGGGCAAUCUUUUUGCGUUUCUAAUGUUAUUUCCAAAGUCUAUUUUAAAAAGGCUCGCUGAUUGAGGCAGCCAGCGAUAUAAAAGGGGGUGUGGCGAGUACGCCUGAGAGAUCACCCCCGCCCCACUCACGAGUGGGGAUUUGAGUAACGGUUAUUGUGAUGAUAGCCCAACACCUCUGGCGUGUCACUUUAGACCAGCAGGAAGCACUUCCCUGCCCUGAAAUACUUUACAGGUCGGACCACAUGUCACAUGACGGGAGAGAGAGAGAGAGAGGGAGGCCUCAUGGCGGACCCAAGUGUGCCGCUCACUAUCUGAGACUUCUAAGGUAAUUAAUGUUUUAUUAUAGCACUUAUGUUUGUAGAGAAGGAGAUGUGUCCCUCAACAGUAGGUUUCAUCUGACUACGGAAAUACAACUUUCCAAUAGCCGGCAGCACAACCGCAGACGUAGAAGCAGUAGACCGACAGAUACUGCCUUUGAGAGUCUCUGCAUACCUACUACGGGAGUUUGAAAUAAGCUCACCAUGUUAAAAGGAAACCAAGGCAAGUCAACAAAGAAGCACCUUAUUUUCUUACUGUGUCGAUGACUUGUGCUCUAUCCAGUGCCACAAAAUUGACAUGGAAAAAAGAAAAGCUCUAACGAAAUGCCGCUUUGAACGAAAGAGGCGUGACUAUAUACAUAUGUGAGAAUUGGUGUAGUUGCGUCAAGACAUCCCCUCAAUUCUGAACUCAAACCAUGAUAGUCGACCCCGCCCUGAGCGUAGGCCUACGCUCGCCAUCAGAGGGCCGAGCCGCGCCGCGGUCUCUUACAACCAACACCAAGCGAAACCAGAGGUCUGUACUGACUUAUCGGUAGGGAUUAAGCAUACCAGUGCUGUAGGUGUUUGUAGGCUAAGAGUAGGCAACAGCGUCAGGCCGAACAGGACUAAUACAGACACAAAGACUAGGCUAGAGAAUAUAGCUCCACUGGCCAAAAUACUAAGUCUAGAAUUUACUAGGAGUCAUAUACUUAACUACUUUCAACUUUUGACAUUAGUACAAAUAUGUGUAUCGCAACAGUACAUUGUUAGAAGAUGUCUUCUCCGUGGCGAGCCAGAGUGUGAUCUGGUAUACGAUGCCCUCUCUCAAUUCGCUCGCCAGAUAACUUUUACAGAUACACACAUACAAGACACACACACACACACACACAACAGACAGGUAUUCAGUUGCAUUUGUUACCACCAGCAUUCUCUCUGCUUUUGUGCUGAAGUGAUUUUGUGCAGUUCAAGUUCCCAGUGGAGUGCUCGUCAGUUCACCAGAGAUCAUUUUUGGUAACACAUUCUACUGAUUUCCCCCCAUACCUCUAAAAUCACCCCACAUAUUGAAGUUUGCAUGGAUUUAAAAUACAGGUUAAAAGGUGCAAGGUAGGCACAGAAACACACUGCGCACACACAAGACAUUAACACAUGGCACACACAGAUACAUAGAUGUUUAACCCUGAGUUACACCGUAGUUAGUAUGGAAAAAAAAAAUCAACACAACACACGAUGUAGUGUCCCUCUCUCGUCCUUGUCUGUUUUAGUUAUGAUAGAUAUUUGAUCAGUGAUUUUUAUGCUUGUUAUCCUAUCCCCCGCUAUGACACUUUUUUUCCACCAUCCCUCCUCCAAAUGUCCAUUCAUGCCUUUUGAGCCGCAUAAUCUUACUUAUAGCAUACAUGCAUUCACACACACACACACACUCACCACGCCCGGUGAUUCCUAUUUAAACAGUCCCAAUACACGUUCACAGGUUAACCCUCCCGUCACUUCCUGUAUUUUAGUUCUUCACUCUCCCUCUCUGCCUCUCCUUUUAGCCCUUAUAGGACUGUUUCUAUUGGCCGUUUUUUUCUCUUUCUCUUUCUCUUUGGGCUGCCCCGCCCCUUUAAUCAACCCAACUAACAGUAAAGAUUAUAUUAACGUUGAUAAUCAGUUUCUGUAUGUAUCUAGCCAGAGUCUGGGAAAAAAAAUCAGAAAAAAAAAUCAAAACGGUUUUAUUCAAUUGUGCAAAUGUGUUUUUUCUUAAUAUUUUUAAUGUUAUUACAUCUUCUAAUCUAAUCCUUCUACCAUUGCUUCAGUUAGUACUGAAAUACGCUUAGCCAACCUAGAGAUUUGAACUGUAAUGAUCGCGAUUUUCCUUACCUGUAUUUUAUAUGGCAUCUUUAAACCACCAUUUUUUAUGUACGUAGGUAAAUAUUGCCCGUUUUUCAAAGUGAAAAUUGGUUGUCUGCACUAUGUUACGGUUUUCAUGUCCCUGAAGACAAUUUCACAGUCGACUAUCAAUCGAAGCUGAACUCGGCGCCCUUGCACACAGCAGCAAAAACAUCUCUUGUAAACACCAGAGAACCAAAGUACACCUAGCGUCUGCCCCCAAUAAAGCCCCCAGGAGUCAUAUAUAUAUAUAUAUAUAUUAUAUAUAAUGGCAUUGCAUCAUGUGUGAUUUCUGACAAAGUCAAAGUGAGGUUUCUUGUGUUUUUAAGUGGGGAGACAGACGAACAGGGAAAGAAGGGAGUCUGUGUUGACCGAGUGAGCAAGUCGGCAGAUAUGGACGUGUGACCCAACUGUUGCGUUGCAAUUAAAUUCCCCAGACUGAAUUCAGUCUGCGUGAACUACUGCACACCGCUCGGAUCCGCUCAGAUCGACACUUCACGCACGUGAAGGGGCUUUAGCCGCACAGUAAUUGUUGUGGUCUCUGAAACUGGCCUUUUAUGUCCCGGACUCAGAUUGAUGGAGUAACUCAGUUGCUUCUUCAUACGUAGGCAUGGAGGCUGCUUGAAGUGGAUGAAUAAUCCUUAAAGCACAAAUCUGAGAUAAGUUGACGUCCUGUUAGAUGUCAGAUGUCAUAGUGCAAGCAAGAAAUAAUUCACUUGGACAAUUAUUCGAUCAUUGUAGAAGUACAGUACUGCCAAACAAAGGCUUGUUCCAACAAUUCUUGAAGAUCUGAGACAAUUUGUCAAGUAACCAAUUAGUGGAGAGAAAGUAAACAAACCACAAAAUCCCAAAACAUGACUUCUGUAAAUUUUGAUUAGUCAACAGAUAAUCUUCUCUCUUUGAGUUGUCUGCUGUUAUGACUCAUAAAAAUGCAUUUCCAGUUUCUUGUCUUGUUUGAAUCUCAGAUGAAGUGUCUUGAGGAAUAGUUCAACUUGUCUGUGACUAAUGAAAUGAUAAGUUACAAUAAAAGCCUCCUGCCUCACUUCCUACGCAAAUGGGACCGCCUCUCAGGAGCUCGACAAUGCUAAAGAGAUCCAAAAGUCCCAGAAUAGAAGUGUCCUUUGUUGGGAUGUGGAAGUCAAACAGUAUUAUUGUCUGUCAUACAGAAUGCGGAAAGGAGUCAUCAGUUUAGUGUUGUACCUGUUCUGAUAGAUUUGCAGGAUUUUCACAGCAUUUAGUCCUAUUUGAAAAAAGUCCCUGUUCUGUCUGUCUUUCUCUACACUGCCACCCUCCCCCUCAACAGCCCCAACAAACUCCAGUAUAGUACCCCUUUCCUCCUUCCCAACCCGCCAAUGGCCGAGCCCCAGUGAGGGGCUCCAGUUAAUUGCUGUCUUGUUAUGUUGGUCAACCCUACGCUCAGCCACAAGUAUACUGAUUCACAAACUUCAAUACCCAGGGCCAUCCAAAACUACCUGUGCAGAAAAAAGGGUUCAAAUUGAUCCAUAAUACUAUUGUUAUAGAAAUAUUAUCAUUAUUGCUUUUAUAAUUAUAGUUGGUAUAAUUCGUCAUCAUUGUUAGCAUUAUGGAAGCACCGGACUGUUUGUGGAAAGACAAGAGGAAAAAAAGCCUUUUUGUUUUUGUUUUUAAUUUGUCUGGCUGUUGGUGGUCUGAUCUCACAGAGGGAGGGGAGGAAUGGUUCAGAAAGAGACAAAGAUGGCAGUCAUGUUUGUACUGGUUGGGAAAUGACUUACAGUGCUGAAAUAAAAUUUAUUCUUUUAGUAAAAAAAGUA
This is a messenger RNA of Pungitius pungitius (ninespine stickleback), 9472 nucleotides long. It is a transcript of the gene fam120c, whose product is annotated as family with sequence similarity 120 member C. Gene Ontology annotation, cellular component: nucleus. The transcript has 17 exons. The coding region runs from base 1010 to 4108 and encodes 1032 amino acids. The record is from RefSeq and is a predicted model, not a curated record. NCBI's taxonomy places the organism in Eukaryota, Metazoa, Chordata, Actinopteri, Perciformes, Gasterosteidae.